CGAGCGCCGCCCAUGAGCGCGAGCGAUAGUUCAACACUUUAUUUCAACUGGAUCCCGCCACACACCGUUAAUAAUUCACCAACUCGGAAUGAACGCUAACUACUGCUCGUCUGACGGAUGAAAAUAAAGCAGCACAUAUCCGGAUUGUUAUAGCGCAACAAAAACUAAAUAGCAAACUUCACCCAAAGGGUGUGCUGAUUUGUCUUCAGAGGGGCAACAGAAGGCUCCCUAAAAUGACCCAAUCGGUGCACAUAACAUCCAAACUCCCAAAUCUGAGUGCUCCUUUACAUUGCUCUACUGAGGAAGAAACAGAUCAAGGUGGCUCCUAUUCUGUACAGACACCCUACGGAUUCCAGCUGGACCUUGAUUUUCUCAAGUAUGUUGAAGAAAUCGAGAGUGGACACAGCAUUCGUAGAGCUAAUGUGAACCCUCGGAGGGGAUCUCGGGGUGACCGCGGGCACCAGCGGAAUUUGGGUAUUGGGGGUCGGACCAGUGGAUGGACCUCCACUGAAUCCCUUUCCUCAACAACCAGUGAGAAUGGCCAGACUAACCAACCUUUUCUCCAGAGCACAAUUACAUCACCUAGUAAAUCCCAACCACUUUCUCCAUUACCAGUGGUCAGUCCCAGUCAAACUACUUGGUCCAAAGUGCCACCACCACCUCCACCACGCAACCCUAGGGUAGAGAGAACACUUCUUGAAACUAGCCUCCGUCUGCAACAGGAGCAGAGUCAGUUUUCAAAUGGUUUAGGCUCCAAUUUGUCCGACCUUUCCAAAGUGAGUUCCAAAGCCAGGGACUUCUCUGUAGCUUCUUCCCAGCUUGCUUCAGAUGCUCACUUGCUACAGACAUCUCCUGUUGUGCAGACCCCCCUUUCUGGGAUCUGGACCAGAGCAAGUCCUCAGACAUCUGGAAGGAGCACUCCAGCCUCCAACUCAGGAACUUUGCCUCCUGUGCAGCUUCAGACAGUGCGGGAACAGAUGGCCACAGCCCUUCGGCAGCUGAGAGAGAUGGAAGAGAGAGUGAAAGGAGUAGCAGCUCUAGAAAGAGAAGUUGCCACGAUCCGUGCAGAAAAGGAAAGGUUGGCUCUGGAACUUCGAAAGAAAACAGAAGAACUUGAUUCAACGCUCAAACUACAAGUCUCCACUGAUUCAGUAGUCGAAGCCGUUAAACCAGGAUCCCUAACAUCGCCUUCACCUUGGAAUAAAAGGCCAGAAAGCAAAAGUGAUGAACAAGAUAACAAGCAAACCAGCUCUCCUGUAGAAAAAAUAUCCAUAGCAGUAGGUAGUGACAUUCCACUUGAGUCUGUGAUAGUCCUCAACCGUCAAGCACUCAAGGAUGCUGCUGUCGAAACUACUAUUGAUGUUUGUCAUGCAGCUAUUGCGACUGAGGCUACUGUCAUGCAUGAUGAGGGAAUUCAGACUGGAGUGGAUACAGAAGAAGUGGCAGUCUGGGUAACAGAGUCAUUUCUAGGGCUAAAAAGUGAGACAGAACGAGAAAUUGAUAACUUCCAGCACACAAUCAAAUUUCAACAAGAAUCAAUCCAGGUCCUUGAGACAAGAUUAACUCAGACUAGCCAAGAUCUUGAAACUUUAAGGGCUCAGGAACUUGAGAGGACGUCCAAGAUUAUGUUGGACAAAGAGACAAUAGCAAAACCAGAGACAGUCAAUACCCAACUGCAAACAUGUCCAGCUGAAGUUUGUUCAGUCGGAGUGUUGUUUCCAGAUGUGACUGACCCGGAGUACGUUUCAAAAAAUGACCAAAGCAUUCAAACAGAUCCUGUGGAAUCUUCAAAGGAGAAAACUGUGGAGUUAGUAAGCAUUGGUAUCCAGUGGGAAUGUCUCUACGUCACUGAUACACAAGACAGUGAAGAACAGACAACUUCUGCAGAGAUUGCAGGCCCUCUAAAAUCUAUCAUGAAGAGGAAGGAUGGGAGUGGUGCUGGUGCUGCUUCCAGUGGUGGGAAAAAGAGCUUGAAGUUCGUUGGAAUUCUAAAUGGAGGAUAUGAGUCGACUUCUAGUGAAGAAGAUGAAGAAGAGGAUGAAGAGAGUUCCUCUGAUGGAAGUGAGGCUGGUGCAUGUUCAGACAGCAGCGUGGAAGAAGAGGCAGCUCUAGAGGAUACAUCGGAGGAAGACAUGAAUAUAAAUGUGGAUGAAACUGAUAGUGAUGAAAACAUGCCAGCUGGGACUGAAGAUUUAAAGGAUCAGGCAGACAAAGUGAAGGAAAAGUUUGAAUUAAGUGCCAAAAUGCGUGAGGCUUGUCUAAUUGUGAAGAACCACCUUAAUGAUGGAGCCAAAACAGUGAAGAGUAAAGAAGUGUUGUCCAGCACUCAUACCGUUCAGCUGGAGUGGUUCCGAGUUUCCAGUGCAAAGAUGAUCCAGCCAUUACGUGUGUCAAACUACCUGAUGGCUUUCUCAGAGGUCUCCCCCAUCCUUCUAGAACACAUAGUCAACAUGACCGACGGCAACGGCAACACUGCGUUACACUACAGCGUCUCCCAUUCCAACUUCACCGUUGUGGACCUGCUGCUUGACACAGGCAUGUGCAAUGUUGAUCAGCAGAAUAAAGCCGGAUAUACAGCUGUGAUGCUGGCAGCCCUUUCAGCAGUGAAGGAAGAGGACGACAUGGCAGUCGUCCAGAAACUCUUCCGUCUGGGCAACGUCAAUGCCAAGGCGAGCCAAGCAGGACAGACGGCUUUGAUGCUGGCCGUGAGUCAUGGGCGGCAGGAGAUGGUGCGAGCGCUGCUUGAUUGUGGUGCAAAUGUGAACAUCCAAGAUGACGAGGGCUCCACUGCUCUGAUGUGUGCAAGUGAACACGGUCGAGCUGAGAUCGUCUCCUUGCUGCUGGAACAGCCGGGGUGUGACAUUUCUGUAGUGGACAAUGAUGGCAGUAAUGCUCUCUCCAUUGCCCUGGAGGCAUCCCACAAUGACAUUGCAGUUCUACUGUAUGCCCACAUGAACUACUCUAAAACACAGGCAGAAGUAUCACCUAAAGCCGGUCCUAGAAAAACAUGGCCCUCAGAGUGACAUGAUGUGUGGACACAUUAAGUACAAAAAGGAUAUAACCAUACUAGAAGAUUAAUAAUGUCUAUGUUACAAGUUUAUAUUUAUUCACUGAAUACUUUUUUUAUCCACGUUUUAUGCUCUAUACCGCAACAUUACUAUGUAAAAUAUUAUGCAAACAUUAAUGUACGUAAGAUCAAGAAUUUUACUUACUUUUAAUCUUGGUGUAUUUACUAUAGUAAAUGUAUUGUUCUACCAUGAUAUCGUGUUUAAAUAAGCAAACAAGGUAUUUGGGAUGAUCACAGCUUAGCUGUAAUGUUAUUGUGAUUUACAAAGGUCACAAACUGAACAUUUGAUUUGAUUAUUGGUUUAACUUUGGCUCUGCUCAGAAAUAGUCAUGUGCAAAUCAUAACAACAUAAUAACGUGUCCUGCUGUUCAGAUACGAGGACGAAGUAUUGCAGCAAAUUAGGGUGAAUCCUUCAUCCUACGUUUGAGAAACUCAACCCCUCAAUAAUCAUUAAUCUCACGCAUUGUGGCUUCAACCUGUGACCGCUGUAAUUACAUGCUGUUUGAAAAAAGGGCAACAGAAAACACCUACAUGGACUCCACCCUUGUUUUCUACCACAGUUAGACAUGUAUUUUUAUCCUCCAAUCUAAUUGGAUAAAGCUCAGAGUCAGCCAUUACAUACAUAAUCAGUCAUGUCUGGAUUUGACGGUGGUAUUGCCCUUGUGAUCUGUUCUUUGAACUAAAAGGACAUAGUCUGGCUUUUGAAAAGAGAGAUAUGGACCAAAUCACAGAAGGGUUAAACAUAAUUGAACUUCAAAACCGAAGAAAUGAUAUCAGUCAGGAAUACCUCCAAAACAUUUUGAGAAAUCAAAACAAGUGACAUUCGAAAGAAAAAUAGCAAGCUUAAAAUCAUGAUAGUUAAUGUGAUUAACUAAUCUGUGUUUACUCUGUUAGGACACCUACGUAAGAUUUCUUUAUACUUAUUUGCGGUCCGUGAGAGUUUGCUUGGUUCACUAACGUCAAUACACUGAUAACUGAACUCAGCACUUUACACAAAUUAAGAAACCAGGUGUUGAGUUAAAUACCUGUAAAAGUCUUAAACUAAACUAGAACGUUUACUGUAGAUUUCAAAUACAGACAAUCUUUAACGUUGUCCAAAGAUGCUGCAGCAACACUGUAAGCAGGCAAACAUCUUUUGGUUGCUCAUUUAAACAUAUUUUGAUGUAUUCAAAUUGUACUAUUUUUUUUUAACCAUACUUAAGUAUGGUUUUGUAUCAUUUUAGGUCUGUCUGUAUUUUUGUUUGUCUAUUUUAUAUUGUAUUAAUGCUUUGUUUAACUGACCGUAUCAUGCUAUGCAGCUUUUGCUAUUUAAGUUAGCAUUUUUAAAUGUACAAUUAAAGGAACAUUAUUUAAUGCCA
This is a messenger RNA of Pimephales promelas (fathead minnow), 4425 nucleotides long. It is a transcript of the gene kank3, whose product is annotated as KN motif and ankyrin repeat domains 3. Gene Ontology annotation, biological process: negative regulation of actin filament polymerization. The record is from RefSeq and is a predicted model, not a curated record. Gene Ontology annotation, molecular function: protein binding. Gene Ontology annotation, cellular component: cytoplasm; cytoskeleton. NCBI's taxonomy places the organism in Eukaryota, Metazoa, Chordata, Actinopteri, Cypriniformes, Leuciscidae.